UAUUUUGAGUUAUCUUUUUCUAAUCUUUUCAAAAGUCUUAAAGAAAUAAUAUGCACAUAUGUGGUUUAUUAUAUUGAUGUUUGAUCUAAUUUGAUGGUUUUAUUCCAGAAAAAUGGUUAAAAAUCAUCUGGAGCCCUAAGCUUCCAAAUACUGUGUCUUCAUCUAGUGGGUGCACUCAUAAGUAUUGGAUAAUGGAAAUAAUUUAAUAUUUUAAAAAGAUUUAUGUACAAAGAUGAUCACUGCAAAAGAACUACAAUAUUGAGAACUUAGAUGUGUUCUGACUCUUGCAUGUAAACUAAUAUUUAAACAAAUGUUGAUGUUAGAACCAGCCAAAAGAAUCUUAUCCACCAUUAAAAAUAAUAUUUUUCAAAUAACCUGAAAUGAUAUGGGGAAGUGUUUAUAGUAAAAUGUGAAGUACAAAACACAUUCCAAAAUCACAUACACUAAAAUCUCAAGUGAAUAUUAAAAUUAGAUGCAUAAAUACUCGUAUAAAAUGAAGAAAAUGAGUCAGAUGAACAAGUUACUUCUUGGUAUAGGUGAAACUUAUUUUUUCUUUUUACGUUUCUGCAAUUUCUAAAUUUUCUAUCGUGGCUAUUCAUCACUUUGUCAUAAAAAAACAAAUGUUACCCAAACAGAAACCAGUUUCAGCAUUUUUGCACCACUUUUUUGGGAAUAUGACUCUUAGGGCAGUGCUUGUAAAAGUCAGCAGAUUAUAAGAAAAAUGGUUACUUUACGCAUCAGAAAAUCCAUUUCAGUGAAUUACUGAUUGUUAGGCAGAUGUAUCAAGAGCCACCUCUUUAUCCCCAAGGCAGUUGUGUUGGGUUCGGUGCUGUGCAGCUAACUGGCCAGGCCCCCCGGGCUAUCAGAGAUCACAGGGCUACAGAAGGAGAAGCAGGAGACCUAGGGCCUGCUACAAGGCAAGUGAUGCUGACAUUUAACACAGAGCCUUCCUGUUGGCUCCCUUGGCUGUGGUAAAACAGGGCACGCCUCACACACGCACGUGCACACACACACACACACACACACAGUUUUGCUUGUCCUUUUUUCCUUCAAAAUCUGCCUUCUUUCCUUACCUUUCCCUAUAAAAAGAUGUGUGUGAAGAGGAACUUAGGGACAGGCAGUAGGAGGGAGACCGGAGGAUACUAAAUUGGACUUUGCCCUGAGCACAGACUUCCAUAGGAAUGGUUUGGCAAGAAAUGUUAGAAGAAAUCCCAUCAAUAACAUGAACAAAAGGACUCCGGGCAUGUGGCACAAAGCGAAAGCAUGCACUGGUUUCAGUUCAGUUUUUCUUUUUUUUAGCGUCAUGAGUUGUCUUUACAAGCAAUAGGUUUUUUCUCGUGUUGUGUAUUUUUUAACAGUGUCCUCAGAGCUUUAAUCUCCAGUUCCUAGAAGGGUGAGAACUAGGUUCAAACAUUUGCUGGACAAAUAGUUUGGAGAACUGAGUGAAAAGACAGAAAUGAGACUGGCUGAUUGCAUCAGACAGAACCUUCACUCCUCUCUGUGCAUUUUCUCUUCACUUCAAAAUGUUGGACCACGUUGGCUUAGAAUAUAAAACAGCAGAUUCAAGCAGUCCUUUGGAGGGAGGGAAGUAUCAUCUUCUUAGAACUUUAUCCAUGAACUGCAUGAAAUGUUAUUUUUAUAUUAAUAGAAAUUUAAAAGUCAAAUUUUAAAAAGAUAUUUUAACAACCUAAAGUUUGCUAGUUGAUAUCCUCGAGUCCUCAUUGCUGCUUUAUGUAUAUGAAAUGUUCUCCGACAUACCAAGGUGCCAGUAAAGCUGUGAGAAUUUAAGCAUCAGCUGUUGUCCAUUGGCUAAGGGGGAAAUGGAUGACUUGGCUUAUCCAAGCUAAUCAGCAAUGGAAAUAGAGAAGCCUGAAAUUCUUUCUGGAACAAAACAGAAUUUAGAGCAAAAUAAUGGAACGUCCCUGGAGUCUUUGAAGGAGUUCCAGGGAUUCAUAGCAUCCCUGUCUUUGUCUCUGGUUGGGCUGGACAGUCGCAGGGAUGGGUGAACCCUGGAAGGCCAGAGCUCAUGAGUGCGAGUAUACAGCAUGCCUUCUUCAUGACACUCCUUAGAGAAAGAAAAGAUGCAGUAUUCAUUACCCCUAGAUAAGACACAAAUCAGAGACCUCAGAAAUCCUUGCUAAUCACUACACCUGCUUGGCUGUGUUUAGUCCCCUUUACUUGUGCCUGUAUCUACCCAGAUAACCCUUGGUCUACUCCUGCCCAACCUUAUCUUUGUUCAGCACGCUGGUUAUUAAUUCUCAGAUAACCUGAAGCAGAAUGGGUUUGAACCUUACACACUUUCUAUGUUAACUUUCACAUUCAGGUCAAAAGACUUUUUUGUUUUUUAAGAUUUAUUUAUUUGAAAGUCAGAGUUUACAGAGACACAGAGAGAGAGAGAGAGAUCCUCCAUCUGCUGGUUCACUCCCUAAAUGCCCACAACAGCAGGGGCUGGGCCAGGCCCAAACAAGGAGACAGGUGCUUCAUCUGGGUCUCCCCUGUAGGUAAGCGGGGACCCACGUGCCUGGGCCAUCAUCUGCUCCCUCCCGGGCUGUGCAUUAUCAGGAAGCUGGAUUGGAAGCAGAGCAGCUGGGUCUGGGAAGCAGGCAGUCUGAGGGAAGAUGCAGGCAUCCCACGUGGCAGCCUAACUGGCUGUGCACAAUACCUAGCCCUACCAGCGUGGCAGAGUGUGAAGACUAUGUAAUCACAUGGCAGUCUAAGCAUUGCUGAAAAGGCCCUGAUAGUGGCACCUGCCGGUAUUCUGGACUAGGAAACUGUGGGGAGGACGGGUGGAAUGCACAGCUCUGUCUCCCUGGCUUCUGUCUUCCCUGCUCCAGCCCCUGUGGAUAGAAUCAAAGUAGUAAUUGUUUGGAGAUUCUUGCUCAGUAACCUUUGAUAACUGCGCGCUUUGAACCGAAGCCAAAGUCCCAGCCCAGUGCAGGAUUCAAGCUUUGUCUUCAUAGCCCAGCCUCAACCUGUCUUUCCUCCCUUCUCCUAACUCCCAUUGUUCAUAACAGUCUCUCCUCUGAACAAUGACGGUUUUCCCUGCCUUCGUGGUUCAAGCUUCCGAAGAGCAGGGACUGCAUGUCCUUGCUCUAAGGCAGACCAGUUACACUAACUAGUAACCAGUGAGUUAGUACACUAAGCAGAUAUAUACUGAACCCUCUCCACUGCCAGGCCGAUUUCUAGUUGCUGGUUAAGCAGCAGUGAACAAAUUGGACUCUCCUCUCUAAAGGUACUUAUUUUUUGGUGGAGAAUCUACAUGCUACAAAACAUAUGGAAUACACAAAUAGAGACAAAAUGUAUAGUGUAUCAUGAUGAUAAGUUCUGUGAAGGCAGUGAAUGUGAGGCAAGCAAAUACUGACCGAAGGGUGAUUUUAGAUGGAGGUCAGGGAGCUCUGUUUGCUCAGCAUCAGUUAAAUCUUAAGAACAUGAAUGAAACAUGCAGAUUCCUGAAGGAAGAGUAUGGCAGGUGAGAAGGUAGCUGGUGCAAAGGUCCUGAGGUAGGAAUAGGCACAUUGUGUUCUAGGUAAGGAAGACCAGUGAGUAUGGAACCCAGGGAGCAAGGGAAAGAGUGGGAGGAGAAGAGGUCAGAGAGAGAGGCGAGGGCUGUUGUAAGCCAUGAGAGGAAGUUUGGAUUGUAUCCCCCAUGAAGUCAGAAGUUAGUCAUGGGUUUUUGUUUUGUUUUGUUUUGUUUUUGACAGGCAGAGUGGACAGUGAGAGAGAGACAGAGAGAAAGGUCUUUCUUUACCGUUGGUUCACCCUCCAAUGGCUACUGUGGCCGGCGCACCGCGCUGAUCCAAAGGCAGGAGCCAGGUGCUUCUCCUGGUCUCCCAUGGGGUGCAGGGCCCAAGCACUUGGGCCAUCCUCCACUGCACUCCCUGGCCACAGCAGAGAGCUGGCCUGGAAGAGGGGCAACCGGGACAGAAACUGGCGCCCCGACCGGGACUAGAACCGGGUGUGCCGGCGCCGCAAGGCGGAGGAUUAGCCUAGUGAGCUGCGGCGCCUGCCCUAGUCAUGGGUUUUGAUCAGAGAAAUGACGGACAUUUCAUAGAAUCAUUCUGAGUGCUCUGUGAGGACUUGGGGCAGGUGUAGAGGCAGGGACGAUGGUUUAGGUGGCUCAGCAGUCAUCUCAGCAACAAAUAGUGGAGACCUGAACCGGCUGGGGACAGUGGAAGUGGUGAAAAGCGACCAGACUCAGGCUACUUUUUGGAAACAGAGCUGAGUACUGCAGGAUGCGUUUUAGCAUGGAGAAAAGUGGGUGAAGAUUCAAAGGUCUGGGCCUGAGCAAAUUGAAAACUAGCGUUUUUAUUUGCUGAGCUGGUGGAAGAUGAGGGAGGUGGAGGUUCAGUUGUGGGGAGGUUCCUUUUGAAAAUCUUAAGUUGGAGAGGCUGGUGUGUGGCCAAACUCUGAGCUUCGCCCCGUUUCCCCGUGGCCACCCCAGAGUUCACCUGUGGCUAUACAAGGCGGUUCCCGUGCGCUCAGCCGCCUUCUCAUUUCUGACACCAGUGCUUUCCCCAGGAUGAGGGAGCUUGCUUAAAGCUUGUAUGGAGUAUGCGCAGACAGAGCUGGGCCAGCGUUGGUGCUCAGAUACCCCACGUUCCACGUUCUUCUGGGGACAAUCACAUGACAUGUGUAGGCACCCUCAGUAGGUCCCUAGGAAGACUGAGCCCCGUUGGUCCCCAGCGGUAACUUGAAUUCCUAGAAUGCACUCCCUGCCUCCUCCUGAAAUUAACUACCCAUGCAUCAAUGUUUUACACACCAAUGUGGAAACAUUGCACGGGGCGUGGGUGUGGGAGCGGGGCCCAAUUGUGAUGUAGUGGAUAAAGCUGCUGCCUGUGACACUGACAUCCCAUAUGGGCACCAGUUCAGCUCCCAGCUGCUCCACUUCUGGUCUGGCUCUCUGCUAUGGCCUGGGAAAGCAGCUGAAGGUGGCCCGAGUCCUUGAGCCCCUGUACCUAUGUAGCAGACCUAGAAGGAGCUGCAGGCUCCUGGCUUUGGCCUGGAGCAGCCAAAGCUGCCAAAGCAGCCAAAGCAACAGCUCCAGCUGUUGCAGCCAUCUGGGGAGAGAACCAGCAGAUGGAAGGCCUCUCUGUUUCUUCCCCUACCCUUUUCUGUAACUCUCCCUUUCAAAUAAAUAUAAAUAAAUCUUACGAAAAAGAAAGCAUUGCACGAAGCCUGGAUUUAGGUAGAUUCCUGCACAGCUGGUUUUCUACCUUUUCUGCCUCAUAUUAUCUCUUCCACUUGAACUCACAGGUGUUCCUCAUGGGUAAUCUGAGCUCACAGCAAAGACCAUGAUAGAAUUUCCAGAUAGUAGUAGCUUGAAAAGUGAUGACAAUUUGGUUGCAAGGGAGGUCUUAGGACUCGUGAGUCUGUAUUUGCAUAGGGAGCCCACUGGUUUUACUUUCCAUAUAUCAUUCUUUGGGGGUGGUUUUGGAAAAAAAUCUAGUGGGGGUUAUAGAAAGGAACCCCAAACCAAUCUUUGGUGCUGUCAUUUUUUUUAAAAGAUUUAUUUAUUUAUUUGAAAGGCACUGUGACAGAGAGAGGGGGAGAAAUUUCAUCUGCAGGCUCACUGCCCAAGUAGCCCCAACAGCCAGAACAGGCCUAGGUUGAAGUCAGGAGCCGGGAACUCCACAUACAUCCCCCACUUGGUGGCAGGAGCCCAGUCACUUGGGCCAUCAUCCACUGCCUUCCCAGGUGCAUUAGCGGGGAAUGGCAUGAGAAGCAGAGCAGCCAGGACUGGCACUCAGUUGUGGGAUACCAGCUCCCCAGGCAGCAGCUUAACCCUGUGCGCCACGACACUGGCCCCGUCAGAACUUUUUAAUAAUGGUUUGUAUUAAGCCACACUUUAUAAUGCUCUGCUGGCUCAAGAUUCAGAGCAUUUUUUUUAUGAUGACUGGAGUAGCAAAGUGAAUAGAGGUGAAUGAAACCCUCCUUAACAAGGUAGGGUAGCCACCAACAGGCCAAGUGAAGACUGCACCCACUUGCUAAUCCAUUGUUCAACUGAAUGUGAGAACAAACCAUUUUCUCUUGUGUCAGUACAGCAGAUAAAGCUUGUCUCUUGCCUAUAUGUGAUUACAUUCCACAGUAAUUUCUCCUUUGCAGGAAGCAUCUAGAAUGUGGGGUUUCCUGCUAAACAGUUAUCCAGGUAAUUGCAAAUCAGUGAAAUCAUCUACAUGAACUGAGAUUUUAGUUCCAAUGAGAGAGCUGAUCCAAGCACGUGAAAGAUGCCCCUGAUGUUCACCCUAUGCAAUGGUUCUGUUGUCAACAGUGGCUCCCUUGGCACUCUUCAGCAUGCUAACGUUUCAUUGGUAAAUGUCUCCAUAGUUUUAAGAUGCAUGGACAACAUUCGACUUUUCAUACAGUCCUCAGUUUUCAGUGUUCAAUAUUCAUUUAACAAGGAGCGAGUUUCACAGUGCUGGGGACAGGGAUGGGGAUUUCCUGACUUAGCUCUUGACAAAACAUGGUCAUUAAUGAUACAUGUAGAGAAUGUAUGUCAACAUUCAGUGAUAGGGUUGGUUGCAUAUCAAGUCUCUGUGUAGUCCACUCCUUCAUAUGCAUCUCCGUUAGGCUUGGAAGUCAGUUAUGCACAGAUGAAAAUGAAUCAUCAUGUGCCCUGAAUGGCCGGGAGACACUCUUGGCUCUUCCUUGGGGUGAAGGUACAGUCCGAAAAGCUUGUCUUCACGAGAGAGCUCUCUGCCCGCAUCCAGCUCUUUGUCAAAGGAAUUUCUUUGCAGACUGGCACACAGUGGGAUUCUGAAAAUCUGUAAAGAGCUGGACUUCUUUCUCUCUUCUACUUUCCCAUCAUUCCUCUCUGGAACGUAGACCGCUCUGCCCUUGCAAGUGUGUAUCUUCAGACUGCAUCAUACUGGUUCUAAUCUGGCCUUGAAUCCUGUCAUCAUAGAUGCCACCUGAUGUGCAUGCCUCUAGAACCUCCACGUCCAUCUCUGGCCCCUGAGAUUCUCUGCAACAUGUAAAAUAAUUGCUAGUCGUAUUUAAUUUAAUAUGCUUUCAAAAGUCCCUACUUACGUGCUUUGGUGGAAAUAUAAUCAACUAAAAACCUAAAAUUCCUGAUGGCAAAGAAGCAGCUGAAUUACUCAAGUUUUUUUUAGUAACAUGUAUUUACUUUCAUCUGAUUAUGAAAGUAAUCUUAACUUACUGUAGAAAAUAUGAGGGAAUUUCAAGAUGGUCAUGGAAAGUGGAAUUGGCAGAGAAGUUUAUUUUGGUGCGAAAAGUUUUUGAAAUCCGUGUCUAGUUUUUCAUAACACACAUUUUCCAUAGCUUUUUGAGGUCUCCUCAUAUGAAUGUUAUGGGCAACAAUGUUUAAAAGCACCUACAUCCUAUUAUCCAGAAAUAAUGCUGUCAAUGUUUUGGUGAAUAUUUUAAUUACUAGAUUUCCCCUGAUGAAUGCUUUUCAGGAGAAUAGAUUCUACUCAAUCUUAGCAAUUGUGUAACACACUUCUUAACAAAGUAUUAGCCCUACUAUCUUCUAGAAAUGGUACUAUACAUUGCUCUAUUGGCUGUUUUCACAACAGCUGCUUUAAUGAGGUUGUACUGGGAUGGUAAGUGCACACCCUUUAAUGCACCUGCAAGCUGGUUGGUGCUGAGACACUGUGCAGCCCUUGGAGCACCUGAGAGCACCAUGCCUUCCUUUAGGCUUCUGCGGUACCUCCUCCUCCUUGGCUGACUAUCUUUUCAAGUACACAACCCCAAAUGUAGGAUCAGAGUGUCCAGUAAUCAUUUCUGUGACUUCUUCAGUUUCAUGGAGACUAAAAUUAGAUUCCCUCUGUCACUCUUGUGACAGCAUCCGACCUUGACCUGCAUUUCAAAUUUCUGAGAAGGUACCAGGCACACUCGGACAAGGUACAUCAGAAAUAAUAGAUGAGAGAGCGCGUCAUUGAUGUUGUCAUGUUUUGCUUCAAGUAUUAGAAAAGUAGAAUGUCUUCCCUAUGACCAGCUGGACCUAACACUUGCUUCUGGUGCAAAAAUAAAAUUGAAAAAGUCCAUUAAUACCCAUCUUCCAGGAACCUUUUGGAGAUUCCUUCUUAUAAUGCUCAUUUAAAAAUAUAGCCAAAGAAAACAAAGUAAAAUCCACAGAAAAAUCAGAAGGUUCUCAUUUAUUGAGCUGUUUCUUGAUUUAUAGACUUUAUGAGAUGUUUUAGACAGUAUCAGUAUGUGGAGAAGGCCCAAUCAUCCUAUGUGCUUGACUGAUUCAUAAUUUAUCCAGAAUUUCCCUGAAUCAAACAAUUCAGAAAAACUAUUUACUUAGGACUCAGCCACAAUAAAACCUGAGGGUUGACUGACACUGUUGAUCAUCUAAUUGGAUUUUUCUAAUUCAUGAUAUCUGAGUAUACCUUUAAAAAUUAUUUUUGAUCAUUAUUUUGUUAGUAAGAUUUAGGAAUUCCAGUUUAUUUUGUAUUUUACAUUGAAUAUGAACACAUUGUCUUUGCCUAUACAAAAUCUACCCUUUAAAAUGGACUCAAGAAGAAAACAGAGACUUAAAAUUUAUCUUCAGUCUAAGGCACAACUUGCAAAUAUUUUUUCCAAUAAAUCUCAUUUUAAUAGUACAGUUCUUAGCACUCAGGUCCAAUAUGACAACCACCUGUUAAGAAACAGUUUUUCGUUGUAAGAACCAAAAUGGUUAUAACACAGGUAUACACAGUAAAAUUCAACUUUUCUGUAUUUUUAAAAAUGUUCACAAUGCAGUUCUGGGGGGAAAAAUCUCUUUGAUGUGACAAGAACUAUAUUCCAGGUUUUUUCUCUAAAAUAAGUUUUCUGUGCUCCACCCCGUUUGUGAUUUAGACAUGUGUCAGCUCCCACGGGGCGCUCUUCUGGGGCAGUGAGCACCGUUGGUUUGUUUUGUUGAGGAAAAGUGUGCGACCCCGGGUGACAGGGAGGUUCAGCUGGGUGAGAUUCUUUCUGGGUCACAAACGUGUAGGAAGGCUCCAAGUCCUGUCCUUGGUACCCUGAGCUACCCACCUCUCAUUCAGACCCACACUGGACCUAAGAGGAGAACUGCCUCUCAUACACCCUUCCCACCUUAAUGGGAUAUUAAGGAUUGACCCCUGGAGGUCAAUUCGGUAUUUCCCCUGGGCCUGUACUACAGACGGUGUUUCACCAAAGCCAUUUCCUUUGAUUUGUUUUCAACGUUGAUGAUCUGAAAAAUCAUCUUCUUGAUUAAAUGCAUUCUUCAUCACUAGGAGCUCAAGUCAUUUUCUAUUUCUGUAUUUUAUAUUACUUAAUUUUGGGCAGUUUUUAAAAGUGAAGCCUAGUCUAAUUUCUUGUAAACCUUGAUUUUCAGUUUUCAAUUUGUUGGGCUCUAACCUCUUUGGGUGAGAAUGGUGUUCAGGGCAAGCAGCACAUAACAGAUGCCUAAUCUAUAUUUAUCAAUGGUAGAAAAAUAAAGAAAAGAAGGGAAGGAUAGUAGGAAGGAAGGAAGAAAUGAGAGAGGGAAGGAAGGUGGGAUGGUUUAGCCACUGAACAAAAUUCCACAUAGAAACUGGCUUACUAAGCUAUAUCUUUUAGGUCUGUUCAUUUCAAGGAAUUUUAGGACAUACUUAGAGUGACUCUUGGAAUAUUUACAAAAAUACUUGCUGCCCCCAAAAUUUCAUUACCUAGUGUUCAAUAGUGUUUUAAAAAGUUGAAGUUAUAAUUUUGGUUUUUAUGGCAGUCUGUUUUAUUUCCUAAUAUAAAUUCAAUCCCUUAGGAAUGAUCUAUAAUUUACGUAUCAAACAAAAAUAGGUCAAAUUUAAAUCAGAAUUUUACUCUAAAUGAUUUCUGUGUGAUAGCAGGAUCAGCAAAAGAGCAGUCAUGACUUCUCAAAUUUACUUCCAUUGAUUUUAAAGAUUUAUUUAUUUAUUUGAAAGUCAGAGUUACAGAGAGAGAGAGAGAGAGAGAAACAAAGAGAUCUUCCAUCUGCUGGUUCACUCCCCAAAAUGUCUGUAUUGGCCCAGGGCUGGGCUGGGCCAAAGCCAGGAACCAGGAUCCAAGAUCCAGGAGCUUCUUCUUGGUCUGCCAUGUAGGUGUGCAGACCCAAGCCCUUGGACCACCUCCCAGGGAUUUCCCAGGCCAUUAACAGGGAGCUGGACAGGUGCUUCCAUGUUUUUAGGUAGUACUUACAAUAAAGGGCACCUGGAACUCAGACAUGGCUUGUUCUGUGCAGUUUGGAGGUCAGCUGGAGUUUUCAUCACGGCCCUGUUGCUACCAGAGGUAGCUGCUCGGAGGUGCUUGUCUUUGCACAAGACAGAAUUCAGACACUGACAGAGAGCAAAGGUAAGCAAGGCAGCAAUGGUUCGUGAAGAGAAAUACACCCGAUAGAUCAGGCUGGGUCUCAGGAAAGAACUGAAUGCCCAGUCUAUAUUUUCAGGUUGGAGUUUUCAUGGACAUAAGGGGGGGACCCCCAUUUCUCCUCUCCUCCCCUCCUCCCUCUUCUGGGAAAUCACCAGGUGAGGGGGUUUCUGGAUGUGGAGGUCCUGAAAAUCUCCCCAGGCCCUCAGCAGCACAGUGUUAUGGGAACUAGCAGCCCCCUUGGUGCAGGGCAGGGGGGAUGCCAAUAAGCCUCUCCCAGGGAGUGGGCUGCACCCCAUCUAACAGGGUUAUUGAACAAGAGCAACUACGUUAGACGCAGUUGCUGGGCUGCUUCCAGGGCUUGUUUCCUUGCACAGAAAUUCAUCUCUUUAAAAAUUCCCAAUUUCUUCCCAUUUUCUUUGGCCCCUCUGACCCAUAAAUGCCAAUGUCUACCUUGCUGCCUUAACACCAUUACCUUCCACUUACCAAACUUGGGAACGGUCACUUAACUGUUCUGAGUCAAAAGACAUAUCAUUAGUGGCAGCAUUGGAAGCCAAAAGCAGAACCUGCCUUAUUACUUUGUUAAUGGCCUAACCAUGUGAGUGUUAUAAAUUUCUUAGGUGGCUUUCAGAGGCAGCUGAAAAUGGCACCCCAAGAUUUAUGUAUCUUGUUACCAAAAAAUGAGUCACAAAAGUAAAUGGCUUUCUUUUACUGCUAUUCAACCCCCCACGCCAGGCUUCUGUUUUAGCCUCUACUAACUUGCUAGUGUUGGGUGAGUGGACAGACGUGUGACUGUAAUUCUCAUCAAUGCUGAAUAUUCUGAGGAACGGUGCAGGACGCUGCGCGGUGACACUGUGACUUCUCACACCGCUCCUUGCACCUGCCGCCUCACUCUUGCCUCUGGGACUCUCCGAGAAUCACCACGGAGCCCGUUGAGCCGCUGCAGAAGCCUUAGUCCAGUCCCAGGAUCACAGACCAAUCUUGUCCCUAGAAUGAGGAAUUUAAAGAGCUUGGGGGAACCAGCUAGAAGGGAGACGAGAUUUGGGUCAGAUGAAGCUAACUUGGACUCGGGCCUCUGCCAUAUGGUAAUGUUUUGGUGUCAGCCAAGUUUCUUAACCUCUCUGAGUCUCAGAAGAUGGAGGCACCAAUUCCUCCUCCAGUGAUCAUCUAAAACUUCCUCUGUGACUUAAGGUUCCAAGGAAAGGGACCUGACCUCUUUUAUUCCUACACUCAUUCCUAUCCCAGGCACGUCCCAGUGAAAAUAAUGGGUUUUGCAGUCAGAGGGACCUCAUUUUUAACCUCGGAUCUGCCACUCAUUGACUGAAUGACCACAGGGAAAGUUACUUCAACUUCGUAAGCCUCCACUUCCUCGGUGGUCAAACAGAAAAUAAAUAACUUACAACGAUCAUAGAUACAUUAUUGUGAAGAUAAUAGAAGACAUGUUACACUCUUAUCAUUGAAUGAUUACCAAAUAAGUGGUUGCUAUCAUCUUAGUAGAAUAAGAAAUUCAAAAACUCACCCUGACCUUCUGGGGAUGUUUGGGUCAGAGACUCAGUCAGUGCAUAGGAAGUAUCAGGGUACAGAAGGGAUCGGAGAGUGGCAGGUCAGCAGUAAGUGCCCACAAAUGGGACCCUUUAUGCCUCUUGGCUUCAAGAAAAGGAUAUCCAGAUUUAGAGAAAUAUUGAACACUGACAUGGAAAAAAUCCCAGCACCAGAAUUGAAUGCAUGAGGUUGUUGUUAUUUAGGGCUUCUUGGUAUUUGGGGUCUUUUUUCUUUCUCCCAAGGGAGUAAUUCUGUUUCUCAGCGUGGUAAUUCCAUCACUGCUUUUGCUUGUUUGUUAGCAUAGUUCUGGAAGGCUGGAAGAAGCCAUUUCUGUCCUUAUUUGGUGUGUGGUCAACACCGAGAGCUGCAGGAGUUGGAGUCGGUGUUACAAAUGCUUUUUCAAUUUCAGUUAAGAAAACUGUCUUCAGAUUCCAUAGGUUUUCAAAAAAUAAAUGGGAAUGUUUCUAUAUUUAGGAGAAACUCAGGAUUUUGAACAAUUGAGAAAACAUCCAUUGGCUAAUUUUAGUAGAAUUCCUUGCCACGUAGUUCUUGUAAACAUAGCGGGUUUUAAUGUUACAAAGAAAACAUUUAAGAUUUUGUUAUGGGAUUUGCUUUUAAAAUAUCAUAGCUGUCAUUCUGUCCUGACAGUGUGAAAAGAUUUCAAAUAGAGAAAAAAAGGUGCCAUCUAAACUGAAGAAAAAUACACUUUCCGAUUGACAGAAUGUUGUCUACUUGCUGUGCCCAUGAGGUAAUCAAUCGUAGAGGCCAGUUUUUAAAAGUGAAAGUAUUUCUAACAGUGUCAAAAUCUUUUUUCCUUCCUCCCCAAUCACUUACAAACAUUAUCGGUAGUAGUGCCGAAGAUUUUAUGUGGCGUCUUCAGAAUGCUUUCAGAUAAAGGGCCCUGUUCACUACUCACAAAAACUCCUCUCAGUGCUUCUCAACCAAGAGCCAAGUGAAUAAGAUACUGGAACUCAGCAAGGUCAAGCAACAGUGGUCAAGGUCACUUGGAAGUUCAUGACGUAACUGUGGCUCUCAUUUCUAAUCCCUUAUUCCAUUGCUGCCCUGAAUAUUUGCCCAAUGCUGUUACGUUAAAACAAAAAACUAUUUUGGGGAUAGGCCAGUGAUUCAUUUGGUCAUAACAGUGACAAUGAUUUUUCUGGGUUUCUUAUUUUCUUAUUUAUUUAUUGCAACAAUCUUGGCUUUGACAAAGGGAGCAUUUAGGGAAGUUCAGAAAUGGUUACCUAAAUGACAUGAGGUCAAAUGACUUUCCCCUUUUUAGAAACACAAAAAACUAUAAUGCAUCUUACUCUCAUGAAUUAUUGGUUUGUUUGUGCAUUCAUUUUAUUAAACAAACAUGAGUGUGGCUUUAAUUUUUAGACCAUUUGUCUAGACCAUGGAGAUCAGGGGAAAGCAAGUUUGAUCCAUGUCUUCAUAGUGUUUGGGUCUAUCAGGGAGGCAGGACAUUGGAUAAGUAGUUACAAAUGCAAUGACAUUGAUAAAGAGGAAGUGGAGAGCCCUCUGUAGAUUUCACUUGGUCUGAGGAAGCAGGGAGGACCUCAUGGAGGAAGUGGCUUCCAUUCACCAGUCGGUGACUAAGGAGGAUUGUUUUUACAUUGCAUUCAUGAGCGUACUACUGACAAGAAUUUUCUGACAUUUUAAAUCUUUAUUUAUGGAGAACUGGACAAUUGCUGAUCCCAGAUUUUUACACAGAUUAAAAAAAAAUCCUUCAUUUCAAGUGAUUAGUCUGUAUUAAUUGCAAGAUUUUUAAGAAAUUUGGUUCUACAACCAUUUCCUUUUGAAUAGUUAGAAAAAUCUCCUGGGACUUUGUCAAUCAUUUAGAUUCUUAAUAAGCGUUCUAUUUCUUUUCUUUCUCUCUCGUUUCUCUCUUUCGCUAAUUUCUUUCUUUCAGCCUCAUUUAUCCAAGUAUUUAGAAGGAGCUCUGUUGCGUUAUUACACGGAAAGAGUUUGACAUUAUCUUCAAAAUGUUAAAACACUCCUAAAAAUAUUCAAAUAGCACAUGAUCUCACUUAUGUGUGGAGUCUAAAAAAAUAAGUGAUCUCAUGGAAAUUUAAAAAUAUAGCAAUGAUUGCCAGAGGCUAGGCAGGGAGGCAAAGAAGGAAGGAUGGGGAAAGGUUGAUUGACGUGUCCUGGGUGCUAGGUAGGAGUAAGAAGUUCUGUGCUUCCUUUGCACAGUAGAGUGUGCUGUAUAUUUAUUUUUCUAUUAAAAACUAAAGUACAAAAUUUUGGAUGUUUUAACUGUAAAGAAAUACUAAAUUCUUGAAAGCAUAAAUAUUUUUGCCUCAGUCAGACUUUAUAUAAUAUGUGCAUGUAAGGAAACAUCAUAUAGCACUCCAUAGAUAUGUACAACUUUUAUAUGUCUGUUAAGAUUUUUUUUAAAGAUGGAAACCUUAAGAUACAUACUAAAACAUUUUGACUCACAAUCUGUAGUUUUAUUGUUCUUUUAUGCUUAUAGUUAACCAUGCCUCUUGCCACUUGUUUUCCCCAGGUCUACAUUUAACUCCUUAAUUACACUUACUUGUUUGUGGCCUGGGACAUAAAUGAGCCAAGGCUGCAUUUGUAGAAUUUUGAAACCCAGAACAUACUUUCCUCCAGUGUCAGGGCUGUGUGCACCUUCAGUUCUGUGACGAUUUCCACCUCACUGUGAACUCAGCUCUGUGAGUUCCAGCUCACAGGAUCGCUUUCCCCCAUUACAGAAUAUGAGACUAUGGACCUCUAAAUCAAGUCGACUCAUAUUUCAUAAGACCUGGGAUCAGUAUUUGAAAAGCAUUCAGAGAAAGUCCUAGCUUUAUUUUUAGCACUUCCAAACUAAUUUGUAGCUGAUUAUGAUAAUAAAUCGAUGCAAUAUGAAGGCUAUCUAAACCACAAUCAUUUGGGUUAAAUGCACAUUAUUUUAGGAAGUGCACAAGUCUGGUUGUCACACUUCCUUUUUCACACUUGUUGCAGUGACUCACUCUGAAAUUAGAAUUACUACAAUGAUGCUUCCAUCAGUGGUAGCUGACAAAGAAUAGUCUAUUAUCUGCUGCCAUGUUAAUGUCUGCUGGCUUGAAGUUGGUGACCAGUGACAACCUCAAAACUAGAAUUAUCCUGAAACCCAUCUAUGUGCAGCCUUGGUUUCCUGAGGCAAUGUAUUUCAACAUAACACCCUCCACCAAUGUAACCAUUUCUCUGAAGCUUAGCUCAAACCCCUUUUCCAACCCCAACUUUCUCUCUACCCGUCAACAUUGACUUGGCAUGGAUGGAAAGUAAUGCCUAUGUGGAUAAGCUGAAAUUCUCCCAUUUUUAAGUUUGGAAGUUUCCAUUUGAUUCAUAGUUAGCUGUCUCCUAUAAAGGAAAUUCUGAGUUUCAGUGUCCAACACCAAAACCCAAAUUUGUCAUUAGUAACAUCUGGAAUCUUGGAACUAAAAUUCCAAAAAUAUUCGAGGCAAAAAGGAUGCCUUAUUUAGAGCUCUGCAGAACAUAAAAUCUAGGUUUUUGGCAGGAGGUGGGCAUUUUGGUAAGAUUUUUAGGGGUAGGAACCGUAUAAAUAACAAUUGGAUGGGAAUAUUGUUUAUAUUCCAGAAUCUUGUUUUCUUUGGGGUGUAAGUUUAGUUCGACUUGUGAAAGAAGUUUGUCUCAGGAAUGGGAUGUAUGCCUUUGCCACUGAAUCUUGCUUUUACUAAAAUUCCUCUAGAAAAAUAAACUCUUAAUAAGAUGACUAAUUUAAAUAUUCAAAAGAUGUACACUUUGGGGCUCACAUCAUGGCACGGCAGGUUAAGCCACAGGCUGUGACCACUGGAGUCCCAGCUGCUCCACUUCUGAUCCAGCUCCCUGAUAAGGCUCCAGGGAAAGCAACAGCGGAUGUCCUAAAUGCCUGGACCCCUGCCACCCACAUGGGAGACCCGGACGAAGCUCCUGGCUCCUGGCUUUGGCCUGGCGCAGCCCUGGCUGUUGAGGCCAUUUGGGGAGUGAAGCAGCAGAUGGAAGAUCUCUGUCUCUCCCUCCCUCCUUCUCUCUGUCAUUGUGCCUUUCAAAUAAAUAAUUAAAUCUUAAAAAAAGAAUAAGAUUUACACUCAUGCUUUCUUACCCUAUGUUACCCACAAAGGGAAAGUUAUGCACGACUGGUUGGAAUGUAAAUGACAGCAAAGUUUCAUCUUGGAAAACAUCUUAUUUGCUUUAUUUGUCCAGUUGUCUAAAUUCUGAUAUCUGUGAAAGACCAGCCGGCCCCUCACAACAAUGUUGGUAUUUGUGUUUGAAAUCCAGGUUUGACUUUGCUCAUGAUUAGUCUGAGCAGCAAGGAGUUUAUUUCUCUGACCUUGUUGUGGUCUAGGAGGGAUUAUGUGUAACUGCACAGAAGAAAUGAGAAGGAGGCAGUAAGUGAUCAUUUGAGGCAAAAAUAACACGAACAUUGGCAGACACUUCUUGUAUCUUUAUCUGAUUUCACACUGGGAAAAAGGACCAGAAUUCACAGGUUCCUGUUCCUAAGUCCAUGUUUAUAAUUUCAUUUUUUAAAUCUUUCUUAACUAUUUAAAAGGUAAAAUCCAGGAAAAAGAGAAGAAAGAGAUAUGCUUGACAAAAGUGAAAAAGACAACUUUGCCUUUGUUUCCUGGCACAUUUUCAGAGACAGCCGGACAUUCUAUGGUAGCUUCAUUCCGGAUUCUCAUUCCCUUAUGUUUAUCAGUUAGAUACCAAUUAACACGAUACUCUUAAAAAUGCAAAUUCGCAAGGAGACAAAGACAAUUAUAAGUAAAAAUAUCUAUAGCUGGCUUAAGUCAGGUUGAAGGUCAGGGUUUAUCUUGCUGUACGUAAACUUAGGAUAACAACACAAGUAGUAUUUUGCUGCUCCCAAAGCUGUACAAAGGUGCCGUAGCUUUUGUGAUCAGAGACCAGUGCUUGGGUUUCACCUACAAAUUUUACAACAUGGCUAGUGAGAAGGAGAGCCUUGGGCUGCGUGCAUGGUUUGAAGUGGUCAGUCCUGCCAGGGCCAUCCCUUCCACUCUGCUAGUGGUCUCUAAGUUCUCUUGCUGUGGUCCGGCUUUAGUCUCAAAUAAAGCCAUUCUACUGAAUGCCAAGUUGUUCGACUCACCAGGGAUGCGUGUAUUGCCUUAGCACUGCCCCUAGUUGGAUACUAAAUAGCAUAAAACAAUGAGAUGGUCAUAGUACAAUUUCCUGCACCAGAGGAAGGGACUGGUGUAAGUGAACGCAUCUUCUUAAACAGCACCAGGAAGGUGACCACUGGCUUGGCUCAUGUGAAAUGCAGAUCACACAAAAGCAAAAAGGCAGCUUCUGAAAUAGUGUAAGAGUUGAUCUGGAGCGAACUCAGCUCCUCCAAGGUUACUGCCGCCGGGGGCAGUGUCUGUCACCCACUCUCUGAUAACAAAGAGGUGCAACUCUGGAAGUGUUCUAUUACUCAUUCCCGAAGCUGAUAGGGGACCUGUGGCAUGCUCAGAAAACCCCUGGUGUGCUGGGUGCCUUUGGGAACACACGCGUCAUGUUUUUAUAGUCUUGAGCUUUUACGGAUGUCACAGGAGUAUUUUGGACUUGUUUGGUCUAAGAGAGAUAAAUGGGGCUUUGGCGGUCUGAAGGUUUGGCAGAUAAGGGUGAUGCUCACUUGGCCCAACCAUUGGUCGGUUUUGUCCAGUUCAGAGAGGGUUAAAUUCCCUCUUGGGCACUCCAGGCCUCUCUAAUCUUGCCCUGGAGAGGUGGAGCUCUGCCUCGGUUUACAGUUGAGGUCAGCCACAGGGCAGUGUUUGGACAGGGACUGAUGGAAUUACGCUGCAUUGUUAACCACUCAGUGGUGAGGGCGGAUGACGGCAUUGGGGUCCUUUGAUGGCCUGAGUCCAGAUCUUGAAAUCUGCGCCUCGUCGACAUGUGCUGCACUCAUAAAACAUGCCGAGGGCUCUCUUGGGCUUUCAUCAUUUAUUGAAUUCGAAAGCCAGUUGUUUUGAGGGCUCCGUCUGAGAGUUAAGCAGUGUUUCUAGGGACUAGCAAAUGGACAAGAGAAUUGAUCUUCGUUGUGGAAGUCAGGCAUUCUAGUUCCUCCUCCGAGGUGACUCUGCACCUUCCUGAGAGACGGGCUGCCCGCAGCUCUGAAAGCCAUCUGCCUGUUUUCUUCUCGCACUGACGUGGGGGGGAGCCAGUGGUCCUGUCGACACGAUUAAAUCCUUGUGAUAGGUUUGGUAAUGAGGGUGUCUAUCCAUGUGGCGAAGAAAAGUUGAAACGAGGAAAAUGAUAUUUGGCAGCCUGCCGUGUGAAAUGUAGAAAUCUUGGUCAAAUUUCCAAAUUGUAGGCAUGAUUUGCUUUGCCUUUUUUUUUUUUUUUUUAGCAGAGCCCUGUAUAUUUACUUAAAAAAAAAAAUAUGCUCGCGCUGCAUCCAAAAAUUCCCCAGCUUCAGUCAGACCUGCCAUGACACAUGUGUGUGUGUGCACGUGCAUGGGUGUGUGCGUGUGAGCGUGCGCGCGUGUGUGCACGCGUGUGUGUGCAUGUGUGAGUGCAUGCACACGCGCGCGUGUGUGUGUGUGCGUGUGUUGCUUUUCAGGAGUGCCAUGUGACUGUGCUGUUUAAUCAGGCCUCUAUUUAGAAACGAAGUUUCAAGGGAGUGUUACUCACAUUAAUGAUGAGAUAAAGCCGAGUGAGGCAAGCUCAGUGGUAAAGGGCAAGAGUCGGGCAGGGCGGCAGACGUCCUGGCCAGCCCUGCCCGCCCUGCCUCAGCCAGCCUGCCACUUCUCUGUCAGCGCAUACCUCCACACAGAGGAAAUGCCCUCCCUCGGUUACAAGUGCCUCCUGCUCUGCACCGGGCCCUCCGGCCCCCGGGCCCUGCACCACCUCUGACUUCGCACGGUUCCUGUGGAUCUUGGCACCCUCUUUACAAAUGGCUUUUGUCUGGGAUCCCCUGGGCAUCACGGUGCCAGGACUGUCUCCAAGAGCCAAGUCAAGAUCGCGUUUCUCAAAGUCCUACAGUUUUGAUGUGGACAAUGGCACAUCUGCGGGACGGAGUCCCUUGGAUCCCAUGACCAGCCCAGGAUCUGGGCUAAUUCUCCAAGCAAAUUUUGUCCACAGUCAACGCCGGGAGUCCUUCCUCUAUCGAUCCGACAGUGACUAUGACCUCUCUCCAAAGUCUAUGUCCCGGAAUUCCUCCAUUGCCAGUGAUAUACACGGAGAUGACUUGAUUGUGACUCCAUUUGCUCAGGUCUUGGCCAGCCUGCGAACCGUGCGAAACAACUUUGCUGCCUUGACUAACUUGCAGGAACGGGCGCCCAGCAAAAGAUCACCCAUGUGCAACCAACCAUCCAUCAACAAAGCCACCAUAACAGAGGAGGCCUACCAGAAACUGGCCAGCGAGACCCUGGAGGAGCUGGACUGGUGUCUGGACCAGCUAGAGACGCUGCAGACCAGGCACUCCGUCAGUGAGAUGGCCUCCAACAAGUUUAAAAGGAUGCUUAAUCGGGAGCUCACUCAUCUCUCUGAAAUGAGUCGGUCUGGCAAUCAAGUGUCAGAAUACAUUUCAAACACAUUCUUAGAUAAGCAACAUGAAGUGGAAAUUCCUUCUCCAACUCAGAAGGAAAAGGAGAAAAAGAAAAGACCAAUGUCUCAGAUCAGUGGAGUCAAGAAAUUGAUGCACAGCUCCAGUCUGACAAAUUCAAGUAUCCCAAGGUUUGGAGUUAAAACUGAACAAGAAGACGUCCUUGCCAAGGAACUGGAAGAUGUGAACAAAUGGGGGCUCCAUGUUUUCAGAAUAGCAGAGCUGUCUGGUAACCGGCCUCUGACUGUUAUCAUGCACACCAUUUUUCAGGAGCGGGAUUUAUUGAAAACCUUUAAAAUUCCAGUGGAUACGUUGAUCACGUACCUUAUGACUCUGGAAGACCAUUACCACGCCGACGUGGCCUACCACAACAACAUCCACGCUGCAGAUGUCGUCCAGUCUACUCAUGUGCUCUUGUCCACACCUGCUUUAGAGGCUGUGUUUACAGAUUUGGAGAUUCUUGCAGCAAUUUUUGCCAGUGCAAUACAUGAUGUAGAUCAUCCUGGUGUGUCCAAUCAAUUUCUGAUCAAUACAAAUUCUGAGCUUGCCUUGAUGUACAACGACUCCUCUGUCUUAGAGAACCACCAUUUGGCUGUGGGCUUCAAGUUGCUUCAGGAAGAGAACUGUGACAUUUUCCAGAACUUGACCAAAAAGCAGAGACAAUCCUUAAGGAAAAUGGUCAUUGACAUUGUACUUGCAACAGAUAUGUCAAAACACAUGAAUCUGCUGGCCGAUUUGAAAACUAUGGUUGAAACUAAGAAAGUGACUAGUUCUGGAGUUCUCCUUCUUGAUAAUUACUCAGAUAGGAUUCAGGUCCUUCAGAAUAUGGUGCAUUGCGCAGACCUGAGCAACCCCACCAAGCCCCUGCAGCUGUACCGCCAGUGGACAGACCGGAUCAUGGAGGAGUUCUUUCGCCAAGGAGACCGAGAGAGGGAGCGUGGCAUGGAGAUAAGCCCCAUGUGUGACAAGCACAACGCGUCUGUGGAGAAAUCACAGGUGGGCUUCAUCGACUACAUUGUCCAUCCUCUCUGGGAGACUUGGGCCGACCUUGUACAUCCCGAUGCACAGGACAUCUUGGACACUUUGGAGGACAAUCGUGAAUGGUACCAGAGCACAAUCCCUCAGAGCCCCUCGCCUGCGCCUGACGACCAAGAGGAGGGACGGCAAGGUCAAACUGAGAAAUUCCAGUUUGAACUCACUUUGGAGGAAGACGGAGAGUCAGACACCGAAAAGGACAGUGGGAGUCAGGUGGAGGAAGACACUAGCUGCAGUGACUCCAAGACUCUUUGCACUCAAGACUCAGAGUCGACUGAAAUCCCCCUCGAUGAACAGGUGGAAGAGGAGGCCGUAGGGGAAGAGGAGAGCCAGCCCGAGGCUUGCGUAAUAGAUGACUAUUCCCCUGACACGUAACAGUGCAAAGACUUUCAUGCCUUUUUCUUUUCUUUUUUCUUUUUUUUUUUUUUUUAAGUAGAAAAGUUGUUUCCAAAGUGCAUGUCACAUGCCGCAACCAUGGUCACACCUCACUAUCAUCUGCCAGGACGUUUGUUGAACAAAACUGACCUUGACUACUCAGUCUGGCGCUCAGGAAUAUCUAACCAGUUUCUUCACCUCCAUGUCGUCAGAGCAAGGGGGACAGCUUCACGAACAGCGUUUUAAUAAGAUUUCAGCUCGCGAGAGCUGAUGAGGCCGAUAAAAAUCAACUCCACAAUGUUUUCAAUGGAGCGUGGCUCAUCGGGCAGCCCUAGGGUUGUGAUGGGAUUUGGAGUUUUUGUUUGUUUGCAAUAUUUUCAGAAGAAAUAAGGCAUUGCACAGAGCGAACUUGCUGGUUGAGCAGCAGAUACGGCAAGAACAGAACACAGCAUGGAUCUGUUACCAGAAGGAAGAUGAGCCACGGAAAUUGCAUAAUUUUCUAAUUUCAAGUCUUCCUGAUACAUGACUGAAUAGUGUGGUUCAGUGAGCUGCACUGACCUCUGUUUUGUAUGAUAUGUAAAACAGAUCUUUUUUGUAGAGCUUACUUUUAUUAUUAAAUGUAUUGAGGUAUUAUAUUUAAAUAACUAUGUUCAGAACUUCAUCUGCCACUGGUUAUUUUUUUCUAAGAAGUAACUUGCAAGUUUUCAGUACAAAUCUGUGCUACACUGGAUAAAUCUAAUUUACAAAUUUUACUUGCACCUUAUAGUUCAUAGCAAUUAACUGAUUUGUAGUGAUCCAUUGUUUUAUAUACCAACGACUUCCAUAUUUUAAAACAGAAAAAAUAUCUUUCUGUUGCAGGAAACCCUUUUUGUAAGUCUUUGUUUACUUUGCUUUUUGUUCCACUCUUCAAGUGGAGUUGCUCUCCACCAACAUUUUUCCUCACAGUGUGCAAAGUGAAUAUUUGUUCUGUAAUACUUUGAUGUGUGUUAUGUCAAAUGUGUCUUAACCCUCAUAGAAACUCAGUCAUCAGCUGGUGUUGUCUGAAGCAAGUGGGAGAUAUAUAAAUACCCAGUAGCUAAAAUGGUCAGUCUUUUCUAGAUAUUUUCCUACUUAGUGUCUUCUGGUGACUUUCUGCUGUGUCGAUAGACAUGCAUCUCCCAAGUGCAUGUCUUUGUAAUAACCUGCACAUUUCGUGCUCAUUUUUGUUGUUUUCACCGCCUGUUAUAUACUAAGAAAAGUGUUUUUCCCUUUCACUGCUUUAUUUAGUGUGUGUCUGAACCUCUGUCCAUGUUCAGUAGAUGGAGUCUUAUCAAAUAUAUCACCACCAUUCUGAUGGGUGAAAAUAAACAGGUAGUCAGGUUACAGUUCGCAUUCUUUUCUUCCAUGAGGUUGUAUAUCUUGACUCGGUUUUCUUACUGGGUUCCAGAGAAAAGUUAAUAGUAUGAAAAGCUGCUUAGCUAGCUCUUAACAGUAUAUUAACAAACCCCAGUACAACAGCUUCCCUUUUGUUCCUGUAAUUUCACCAUGUGAUUAAAAACUAGAUGAGGACUAGCCCCGAAAAGUGGUUGUAAGUGUAGGGACUGCUCUCAAAGGACAGCCACGUAACAAAUAGGAAUUGCAUUGUCACCUGUCAUCCUCCCAUCAGCAUCCAUCUUGCAGUGGGGGAAUUACUUUUUAAACCACAUUGAGGGAGAGAAAUUGAUGAUUCCACUGGCACCAGAGGGUUGGUAAUGGAAUGCAUUUGAAAAUACUGGGUUGGUAAACAGAUUGUGCCUUAAUGCAAAAUUAAAGGUCACCUAACUGAUUUCAGCACCAGGAACUGUAUUGCAGGUUUAGAGAUUAAUUCCUUAGUGUUCACCUGCUGAUAGCAAUGGGCAUCAUGGCACAUUCAUUUAGUUUUGAUUUUCCUCCCAUUUCAAUGGUUUGUACAGUCAAGAGGUUUGGAGCUCAGAAUAAUCACUUUCGUAUUAAUAGACAAGAAUGACAGUGAAAAUUAAGGAGAUAUCAAACCAAAUGGAAAAUAAACAGGAAAAAAAGUCACAAUCUGGAAAAACACUUGUAUAAAGGAGCCUUCUGGGGACUACAAAAUCAAGGCAUCAGCCCAGGGGAAUGACCCAAGCUGAUGAUACCAUCCCAAGAGCUCAGAACCUUUCUAAUGAACUAAUGGCCAGGUUUCCACCUCCCCCUGUAGAGAUCAAUUAUAAGUCUUUGUAAACGAAAGCCGAGGUUUGCCAAGUGGUUCCUUGAGAACGUUUGAGAAGGUGUCUGCCCCUGAGGGAGGUCUAGAGGGAAAGGCAAGGAGUCUUGGUUUCUUUUCCCAGAACAUUCCCACUUCCUUCUCUCCCUACACUUGGUAUUUCCCCCACAGAGUGCCUAGAAUCUUAAUUUAAAAAAAAAAAAGCAAUAUGUCACAAACAAACUCAGACCUGAAAGGGUUUAUAACUGCACUAAGAGAGGUUUUCUCCCUCAGUUUGUUGGUUUUUUAAUGGUACCAUGUUAUAAAGAUAGCACCAAUGGACAAUCAAAUUAUAGAAUAGGCCCAAUAUCCAAGAGGCAGGGACUAAUGCACUGUACAAUCUGUUUACCCUCUCCCUUCUCUAUAUUUCUCUCCUUUUCUCUCGCCAAAGUGUGUUUCAGAAGUACACACUGCUUUAAGAAGAACACCCUUUUACAAGUGGCUUUACAUUUCCUAAAAUGCCAUAAGAUAAUGCAAUAUCUGGGUACUGUAUGGGAAUAAAAUGUCCAAGUUUGCAUAAAACCAGUACAUUUCAGCUUGCAAGUUACUGAAUACAAUAAUGCUGUUUUCAUUUUGUUUUCUUUUACAUCAGUUAAAAUCCACAAGAAAAUAAUGUAGAUAGAACAAAUUAAAGUCAAAGAAAGAAAAAACUUGAAUGAAAAGGAUUUUACAGAAAGCUUUAUGGUAAUUUUUGAGUGCAUUAUUUAUUUUUUGUGCCAUGCAUUGUUUUCUCACCAAAUGACCUUACCUGUAAUACAGUCUUGUUUGUCUGUUUACAACCAUGUAUUUAUUGCAAUGUACAUACUGUAAUGUUAAUUGUAAAUUAUCAGUUCUUAUUAAAACAUCAUCCCAUGAUGGGAUGGUGUUGAUAUAUUUGGAAACUCUUGGUGAGAGAAUGAAUGGUGUGUAUACAUACUCCUUGUACAUUUUCUUUUCUCCUGUAAUAUAGUCUUGUCACCUUAGAGCUUGUUUAUGGAAGAUUCAACAAAAUUAUAAAAUACAUAAAGAUAUAUACAUUUAAAAAUAUAGCUGCAGGUCUUUGGUCCCAGGGCUGUGCCUUAACUUUAAUAUUUUCUUCUGUUUUGCUGCAUUUCAAAGUAAGGUAAUGGUGGGGCUAGGGCUGGGUAUUUUAAAUCCAAGCUUUCAAUUCAUUGGCUAUCUGGAAAUACCCGAAUUUUACAAAAUCAGAUAAGCUCUAGAAGAUUGUGCAGCCCUCAAGACAUAAGCUUUUAAGUACUUCUUGCCAUGGAGUGGUAUUGCAUAUAGAUUUUGCCUUUUUUGUGGAUCAGGAGCUACUCAAUUUUUUUUUUCAUUCAAACACUACUGGAAAAAAUCUAUCUUUGUCCAGUGAUGAUGGAGUCUCCUUGGCUCCUGGAGCCCACAAGAAAAUUAACUUGAUUGGAAAUUGGAGCCAUAGGUCAUUUGUGUUAGUCAUCUGUUAAUUAGCUUCCUGUCAUGUUAACAGAAUAUAAAGUACGAGAAAGUUAAGAUUGACCAGAUUACCUUAUGUAUUUGUAAACUCAUUGAAUACAAAGUUGGGUAUAAUGCCAGUUUACAUGGCAUAAAGGAUUUGCCAUUCUCUAGAAUUUUUUUCUUCAAAAAUUAUGUCUUUUUAGAAUAUAACGUAACCCCACACAAUGGCCAGCUCCUGAAAGCACUGAAAAAUUUCUCACGGAUAACAUGGAAGCCUCUUCCCACUGCUGCCCAGCCCUUGGAACUUGUGACUUCAUCAGUGAAGGGAGAGAGCCUUUUCCUAGGAAAAAUGAGCCUCUUAUUUUUGACACAAACUGUAGAUUUUAGCAGCCCUGGCCCAAAGGAAUUUGAUUACUUUUGUUUUAAACAGUACAAAGGGGACACUAUAAGUACAAAAAACAUCCUUACUGAUUUUAGUUUUUUUUUAAUUUCAUUUCUUUGGAUAUGUUUUAAGAGUGGUAAAUUGUGUGUGAGCAUUAUAAAUGAUUAUUUUAGUGGUUUCUUAGCCUCUUACAGCCCAUGGGGAUAGUACUGUACAUCAAUACCUUCAUAUGAAAUUUUUAUAUGCAACAAAAAUAAAAGCAUGGGUUGAUUCUGCCUA
Oryctolagus cuniculus (rabbit) is the source of this 25065-nucleotide messenger RNA. RefSeq names its product phosphodiesterase 4D (gene PDE4D). The record is from RefSeq and is a predicted model, not a curated record. NCBI's taxonomy places the organism in Eukaryota, Metazoa, Chordata, Mammalia, Lagomorpha, Leporidae. Gene Ontology annotation, molecular function: 3',5'-cyclic-nucleotide phosphodiesterase activity. Gene Ontology annotation, biological process: signal transduction.